AUGUCCACCAUUAUUCCUGAGGAUGCACCAAUUGCUACCCCAAACAUUUUCGGAUUUUUUCGAUAUUUUUGGAAAAUUUCCCCAUAUAAUUGUGGAAAAAAACCGCUCAGAAUUUUCUUCCUAUUCUUCUCACUGGCCAGUUUUUUGGCAAUGAUUUUUCGAGCGUGGUGGAUGUUUUAUAUGGUUGAUGCGCCGAUUUUGUCAUUUGGAUGGUCUGAACGCAAUCUGUACGCAUUCAUUUCAAUGGAAUCAUUUUCAUGCGUCAUUGCAUUAUACUUUAUGACCUCCAAAGGAACAUUGAAGAGAUUUGAACAGGGAAUUGGAAUGCUCAAAAAAAUGCGGAUCAACCCCUAUUAUGAAAAAUAUGACGAAUACUCGGCUUUACGGAAGAAAACUUUUCUGCUAAAAGUGCCAAUUCCAAUAUUUUUCAUUGGAUGCUCUGGAUUUUUGGUCUACAAGAAAUUGGUCAUUUUUGGAUCAGAUUCCCAAAGUUCGUGGUACUAUUAUGUGGAUGCUGGAAUCAUGAUUUUGUGUGCAUAUGUGAAUUUCAUCUAUUUGCCAGUUCAUGGAAUCAUGCAAAAUGCGCUAGCCAGAGAAUUCCACGUUUUCAAUGAGGAAUUGAAGAAUGCGUCGGAGAGUAAGGAGUUGGUGAACCAUCAAAUCCUUCAAAAAUUUGCGGAUCGACAGGUCAAACUGUUUGAAAUCACUAACAGAAUCACUGAAAGACUUCAUGGCUUCAUGAGCUCCGCCCCUUUUCUGACAUUCACCGCAUUGGCAAAUGUGACGUAUUUAGUUACGAACCUCCGAGAAGGCGUUCCAACGUACUACUACGUGUGCAUGAUUGGAAUGAUGAUUUGUUGCAUUAUCAUUUCUUCAAAUUUGCUCUAUCCAGCGGCUUUUGUGCAAGAAGCGAUGCUCCACACAUCUACAGUACUCAUGAAUGACCCAUUUCUCCACCAUUCCCAAGACCCAAAAAUCUACAGUACCUACCGUAUCAUGGUGGAUCGCGCCCAAAAAAAUCGAUCAGUGAAUCUGGUGAUCCAAAUUUUUUCUGUGAACAGAAAAAAUAUUGAGAGAGCCUAUUUUGUGAUAACUAAUAUUGUUUUGGUGAUGUCAGUUUUUCAGAAAAUUUUAAUUUCUUGA
Caenorhabditis briggsae is the source of this 1143-nucleotide messenger RNA. It is a transcript of the gene Cbr-srr-2, whose product is annotated as Protein CBR-SRR-2. The record is from RefSeq and is a predicted model, not a curated record. Bases 1 to 1143 code for a protein of 380 amino acids. Lineage: Eukaryota; Metazoa; Nematoda; Chromadorea; Rhabditida; Rhabditidae. The transcript is spliced from 8 exons.